AUGAGCCUUGAUCCUAGUGCCUUUCCGAGGUCGGACUCCCCCGCAAGCUCCGAGAGCUCCUUUACGCGCCCGCGCCUCCAGGGCAAGGAAGGGUCUCUAAAGAAAGACAAGACCUACCGCCGCUAUGCGUCAAGCGUCGAGCGAGCCUUGUCGUUGUUCGACAACGCCCUCCAAGAAUGGGCCGACUACAUCUCCUUCCUCAGUCGCCUACUAAAGCCAGUCGUCCCACAUAAGCUGCUGGUUUCGAAGCGGCUUGCUCAAUGCCUGAACCCGUCGUUGCCGUCGGGCGUCCACCAAAAGGCGCUUGAGGUCUAUACGUACAUAUUUGGCCUAAUUAAGCUCGAGGGAUUGUCGCAUGACCUUCCGCUGUAUCUACCUGGCCUUGCACCCACCCUGACCUUCGCCUCGCUCUCUGUUCGACCGCUUUUCCUGUCUUUGGUGGAAGGAUACAUUGUUGACCUUGAGCCGUGGGCUAUCCGCCCUGCUUUGAAAGCAAUUAUUCUGGCCCUGCUUCCUGGCCUGGAAGAGGAGACAAGCGACGACUUUGAACUGACGCUACGAAUUCUCAACAAGCUGCGCGAUGUCUCCGGACACCUCGAGACACAGAGGACAGCUGAUGCAGGCGCUUCUGGGCAAUACUUUUGGCAAUGUCUUUUCCUGGCUUCAAUCACGAACUCCAGCCGACGACUCGGCGUUCUGGCAUAUUUGAACCGCUACCUUCCAAAGCUAGGAAUCGCAGAUCGUCGACCAAGUGUGGCCGAUGCCGGAGAUAUUAAGGACAUACCGCCGCAGAUGCUUGCUGCAGCCGAUUCAGUAAUUCUUCCUGAGCCGGGCCUCUUGAUUCGCUGUUUCGCAUCAGGCCUGUCUGAUGAGCAGCUUCUUGUUCAGCGCAAUUUCCUCGAUCUACUCGUGACCCAUCUUCCUCUGAGUUCUCCGAUUUUACAGACUCGACUUGCAGACGGAGAUCUUGAAACAUUGAUAAUAUCUGCUGUGGGCGUGGUUGCCCGGCGUGAUAUGAGCUUGAACCGCCGCCUUUGGUCAUGGUUCCUUGGACCAGAGCCAGCUAAUGAGCGUUCGUCGAUUGAUGGUCGAAAAUUCUCAUCGGAAACUGCUCGUUCGUCGUCUAUUGAUGGAGGGGAACUUUCCCAAUCUCAGUAUUUCAGUCGCGUUGGCUUACAGCCAUUGGUCAACGGUCUUCUCAAAAUGAUCAAGCAAGCUUCUAGAUCCCCUUCUGAACGGACGAAGCCCUUCCGGAUCUCACUCUCUCUGAUGGAUCGCUGGGAGAUCGGCGGAUACAUCGUCCCAGCCGUUUUCCUCCCUACCAUGCAUAGCGUCCAGGAAUUCGAGAAAGUUGCACCCAAGGGCCACUUCGAGGAAGUAUUCCGCAGUGCAAGUGCAUUUUUCGAUGGCGUCGAAAGCAGUGUCAUCUUCUCCGAGCUCUUGCACCUAAUUGACUUCCGUUCCAAGAAUGCGGAACAUGAAUGUGAUCAAGUCAUGCGCAACUUGGAUCUUGCACGAUUUAUCCUUGAAAACUUCAACGUGCGAGAAGAGGAUAUGAUACAUCUUCAUGUUCCUCUCUUGACCCUUUCAGUGCUUGUCAAAAUGAGCGAAGUUACUUCACUGGACAUUCAGUUCAACAAGCAGGCUGUGUCUAACGCAUUGAACGCCGUGCUAAAAUCACUGACACCAUUGCUCACAGAAAGAGUCUUUUCAAGAAAGACGGGCCAGGAGAAAUCGUCCGCUGAUAACAAGGCCAGGAAUGCCGAUAUAAUGAAGAAAGUGCAUCAGUUUUAUGAGAUCAGCAAAAACAGUCUUGAUCUUCCACCCCUACCAUUUGCCCCCAAGCAGAUCGGUGAGAUGAUCAUCCGGGAGGCCCAUGAUCUUUGCAUUGGAGCCCUUAAGGGCGAUGAUGGCACCGCUUCUCUCAAUGAAAAGCUGAAUACUCUUGUGACAUUAUUGCAAAGGCUUCCGAAGUCGCGCGUCCUUCGCGACAGAAAACUCUAUGCAGCAAUUUCGCAAAAGCUAGCUACCAAGGAUAUCAACCGGACGACUGCGGCUUUCGCCGUCAUAUCCACGAUCGCUUCUUCUGUAACAAAUUUGUUUUUCAUCCAUACCCCCGGCUUCUAUGUAAGCUAUGAGGAUGCGUGUGAUCUCAUUCCCAACCUGGUCGAACAGUUGUGGCAGUAUUUGUCGCCAUCAAGCCCAAAGUUCCAUGUGGAGGCUGUGCGGUGUCUGUGGCUGCUGCACUCAAUCUCUUGGGUCGACCAUCUUGUCGAGGCUUCGAUUACUUCUUUGAUGGUAAGCACUGGGGCUGCGGGGGCGUAUCAUCUAUCCUCGGAUGAGAAGGCAGAGAAGUUCUAUGUUCUGUGGAAUCACAGUCACCACGGGGCGCAUGAACAGCCCCCGAAGCAAGUCAUAGACGUCGGAGGAUCAUUGUUCUCCUAUCAGUGUACUAUGAUUGAACGUCCACUGUUUAUUGUCUUGGAUCUUUUGUCCCAAGGGCCUGGCGAUGUCUCUCAGAGCGUCCAGCAGUGGCUUCAAGACCUGCCGACAAUUCACAAGAUCUUCCAUGUCAUCAUUUCUAAACUCGAAGAACUCUUGGAGCGUGACCUCCACGGUGAAGCAAUCCACGAUAACCAUUCUAUCUCUCCGGAAGAUUACAAGGAGUGCUAUUACUUGUUGCGAACGGCUUCUAACAUCAUCUCUAUUCUUUCGCACAACGGGUGGAUCAUUUUUUUGUCUCACACCGUGAGCCACGCUGAGAACCGCCCUGAAACAGUCAAGCCUGACGAUAACUCGAGCGGGAAGAGUCUUCAUGCAACCUUCUUCGAAGCGUCUCUUAGAAUCAUCAGCGAUCAAUCCUCAACCUUCACCCCUCCACCAGUCAGCACUGAGGGAGAGAGACUACAGAAAGAUGCACUGCAUCUCAUGCGACAGCUUCUCCUAGGUCCGGGCGCGGAGGAUCUUGUCGAAUCUGGACUUGAUGAGUUCUUAGUAGAACGUCUUCUAAUUGCAUCUGACGGUGGCAGCGUUGCGGUACAAGGUGCACUAAUCGAUGCAUUACUCGCCGCUCUUAAGGUGCGGUUCGCUCAGGCGUAUGUGCCACCACCGCCUCCUCGGCCCAAACAUCAAAGAGCUGGCUCUCGUGAACGCUUGAAAAGUCCUUCAAUACUGUCCUUUAACAGCGACAAGCCAGAGAGGAAGUCUUCAAUGGCUCAGAUUCCUCGUCCACCCGAGCGGCUUCUAGAUUGUCUUUUGAAGGGAAUAAGCUCAGCUCGAUCUCGAGACAUCGUCGACAAGUGGAUUGGACUCCUUUGUGAGGCUCUUCCUCUCUACUCCGGCCAAAUUUUCCAGAUCCUUCUAAUGCUUGUUGAGUGCUUUUGUAGAGAGAUCAGAGCAUCUUUUGGAAGACUUCAGCUCGCAUUCCAGCAAACAGAAGAUUGGCCUCAGGAUCGGUCUGAACAUGUCACUAUUGCUUUAUUGACGGGUCUCGAAACUUGUAUCGCCAAUGCCCACGAACGCCUUCUAGUGGAAGAGUCUAAUGUACCUGCGGUCAAGAGUCCGGAUCAACCUCAGGGCUUCUUUGGAAAUAUGGUCUCAGGAGUCUUUCACUCAGAUAGCAAUCAGGGUCGAUCUAACACUGCCAAUGACCGCUUGACUGUUCUGCUCUGCUUCCAGGACGCGGUUCGCCUUUGCUUCUCUAUUUGGGCAUGGGGUGCUGGAGAUAAGAGUGGAGUUUCUCCGGAUUCCGAGUCAAUGGCAUCGUUCCAAUAUACAUCGCUACGCAUGCGAAACAGAUCACGACGGAUAUUGGAGCAUUUCUUCACUGCUGAAGCACUUGAAUGCCUCGAAACGCUAGUUGAGAUGUGGACUAAGUCUGACAUGGAGACUGCAACACUCAUCUUCAGUCUCUUGCAUACUCUCGAUGGAUCACGUCCAAAGAAUGCCAUUCCAGCCGUUUUCAACGCCAUUUACACGCGUACCAACCCAAGCGCACUGGAGAACAAUCGCAAGUCUUCAUUGACAUCCAGCCUUUCUGAAUCUGAGCUUGCCAGCUUCUUGGUUGCCUAUGCACGCUCUUUGGACGAUGACGUUUUGGAUGAGAUCUGGUCCGAUUGCACAACUUUCCUUCGUGACGUUCUGAGCAACCCUUUCCCUCAUCGACAGAUCCUUCCGCGACUCAUCGAAUUUGCGGCCAUCUUGGGUGCAAAAUUGGAGAAUACCACGUUUGGAGAGGACCGACGGAUGCGCAAGGAACUGGGGGAAGUGCUUCUCCGACUCUUGACAGCCGUCUUCACUAGCAAGCCACUUGGCCUCAAUCAGGACAGCGGCCUCAUGGCGAGAUCGUCUGUAGACUUCGAUCAGACAGCAGUCUCACACACCGGACCCGACGACAUGCUGAGCAUUCUUGCAGUCUCCAUGCCAUCAUUUAUCACCACUCUGGGUGAUUCAGACCGCAUCAAUACCGCAAUCGGCGGCGUGUCAACCAACGUGAUCGGUCCUCUCAUUCGCUCCCGUCUGUUUCCCAAUAACCUCAACCGCAACGUCAUGGUUCUACUACAGCAGAUGGCCAAGGUGCCCGCAGCAGCCAAGGUGUGGAAGAAAGACAUUGCAGAUGCAUUCCAUGAUCCGCGCUUCUUCGGCCUACAAGUGGAAAUGGUCAGGGCCACUUGGAUGGAUCUUCUACGGCAGUGGGUUCUCGCCGACAAGGAGCGUCUGGCUGAGUUGUUGGGUCGACUUCCGCCGCCAAGUGCAGCUGGAAUCAUGUUCGGUGUUGGAGCUUCCGCAGCGCGGCUGGAAGCCGAUCGCAAGGCCCAACUUAACCUUCGCCGCAUCGCCCUGCUUCUUCUUUCCCGCCAACGAGGACUACUUUCCGCUACGAGCUCUUCAUCGCCAUCUUCCGCGACGCGUGCCGAGAUCUUCAUGGUUCUGCGCGCCCUCGCCCUCACUACUUCUUCCUCCACCAUGGCGUCAUUCUGGCCCUUGAUCAACAUGGAGCUGCAGGAAGCUAUAUCGGCUGUUCCGCGAGGUUCUCAGUCCGAGCUUUACAGCCCUUAUUCAUUGCUUCAGGCGUGCAAGCUGCUCGACACAUUGUUAGUGAUCGCCCCGGACGACUUCCAACUCUUGGAAUGGCUCUUUGUUACCGAUACCAUCGACGCAGUCUACCCGCCCGACCGUUGGGAACCUAUUGCUCUUGCCGACGAAAUCUCUCAAAGCUUCGGGCCACGCGGCGUUCUCUCGCCGGCCGUGACACACGAGCAAGCCGAGCCUGCAUCACGCGGCGCCCUCAAACGGCCGUGGCUCACCUCCGACCGAAUCCGCGAAACGGCCAAGGACGAAAUUGUUGAGCGGGUCCUGCGACCAUUCUUUGACCGUUUGAGUAUCUACGCGUUUGAGAGCACCUAUGGAAUGGAAAGUGUGGAUCUGGGCGUGUGCCGGGAUGACCUGCUCGCGGAUCUCUUCAAUGAGAGCACGAUGGCAAAUUGA
This is a messenger RNA of Penicillium maclennaniae, 5487 nucleotides long. Its product is annotated as dopey family protein. Bases 1 to 5487 code for a protein of 1828 amino acids. The transcript has 8 exons. Gene Ontology annotation, biological process: Golgi to endosome transport. Gene Ontology annotation, cellular component: trans-Golgi network; endosome. The record is from RefSeq and is a predicted model, not a curated record. Lineage: Eukaryota; Fungi; Ascomycota; Eurotiomycetes; Eurotiales; Aspergillaceae.